Messenger RNA from Cloeon dipterum, 1185 nucleotides. RefSeq lists its product as uncharacterized. Gene Ontology annotation, biological process: DNA integration. The record is from RefSeq and is a predicted model, not a curated record. Bases 1 to 1185 code for a protein of 394 amino acids. The transcript is spliced from 2 exons. NCBI's taxonomy places the organism in Eukaryota, Metazoa, Arthropoda, Insecta, Ephemeroptera, Baetidae. Gene Ontology annotation, molecular function: nucleic acid binding.
AUGAUACUCGUCCCAGAAAAUGGAGCUGUGGACGUAGCGCGGGCACCGGCGCCGGUUAAUGAUGUCUCUGAGCUGGACAGAGAUAUGGAGAAAAUUCUAAAUGACAAGCAUCUCUCUGAUUUCAUCAAGUGGAAGCGAUACGAAGCGACCCUCGAUCGCUACAUGAUGUUGAUAAGGAGAACAAAAAGAAAAACAGAGUUAAAAAGCCGCGAAGAAUCAGAUGGCAGUGACGAGGAUUCAGAGCUCUCGACGAUGGAUAAAAUCCUGAGCGGAAUAAAAAAUAGAUACAUUGUGCCGACGCUCAGGUAUCAAUACGAGUGCGACCUUGCUGAAUUUCAACCUUACUCCAAUGAAAACAAAAACGUGAGAUAUUUGCUCGUCGUCAUAGACGUCUUCUCCAGAUACGCACAAGUAGAGCCGCUGGUGGACAAGACGGGCCGCGCUGUGGCUGAUGGGUUGAGAAAAAUUUUCAAAUUAAUGGGGACGCCUAUUCUGCUGCGAAGCGACAAGGGGACCGAGUUUAUCUCGAGCGAGGUGCAAAAAUUGCUCAAACAAUUAUUUGUCAAGCACAUUACGACCAACAAUGAAGUCAAGUGCGCGAUUGUAGAGCGGUUCAUUCGUACGAUCAAAACAAAACUUUACAAGUACUUCACGAACAAAGGGCAUCACAAAUAUGUUGAUCGGAUAAAAUGUGUCGUGCGCGCGUAUAACAACUCUUGGCACUCGAGCAUUGGUUGCGAACCUGUCAACGUGACGUCGCGGAACGUGAGCAAAAUAUGGAAAUAUCUUUAUUCAGGAGUGGGGCGGUACCCAAAGUUGCAAGUUAGAAAUUUGUCCAAACCGAAAUUCAAAGUUGGCGACGUCGUCAAAAUUUCCAGCAAGAAAAAUUCGUUCUCCAAGGGCUACAAGCACAAUUUUACUUAUGAAAAUUUUGUCAUUGACCAGGUGCUGCGCAGAAAUCCGCAAGUUUUCAGGCUGAAGGAUCUGGAGGGGGCGCCGAUAACGGGCGUUUUUUAUGCAGAAGAACUACAAAAAGUAAUCACCGAUGACAAGACCGCUUACAAAAUAGACUAUGUGAUCAAGUCGAGAGGAAAAGCUGGCAGUAAGCAGUUGUACGUCAAGUGGAGAGGUUAUCCGGACGCAUUCAACUCGUGGAUAAAAGCCACCGAUUUGGAAAAAUUAUGA